Molecule: messenger RNA, 1217 nt
Organism: Hordeum vulgare subsp. vulgare (domesticated barley)
Lineage: Eukaryota; Viridiplantae; Streptophyta; Magnoliopsida; Poales; Poaceae
Product: SNF1-related protein kinase regulatory subunit beta-1-like
Exons: 4
Coding region: 160-1020 (286 amino acids)
Molecular function (GO): protein binding
Source: RefSeq, a predicted model, not a curated record
CAGUUCCGCCUCGAUCGCCCCUCCUCUCUCUGCCGCGAUCGCACGCACGGCGGCGCGACGGAGGGACGGCACACCGCCACGGACCGACCGGCCUGGCCUCCCUCUAGAUUUCCUCUUUCCUCCUCUGCCCCGCGCGCGCCGGGGCCGGAGGGUCGGUCGAUGGGCAACGCGAGCGGCAGGCUGGAGGACAUCGCGGACGCCGAGAUGGACGAGGGAGGCCGCGGCCACGUGCGGCGCGCGUCGUCGACGGGAUACGUCGGAGGCGUUAGGGGAGGCGGCGGCGGAGGAGGAGGGGGAGGGGGGUCGUCCUCGCCGGGAAGCCCCCCGCGGCCCCACUCGCCGCGCAUGUUCGUGCCCCAGAGUCCUGUAACUCCACUGCAAAGAGCUUCAGAUGUGCCGCCUCCGGUGUUCAACCAGAUAUUGAUGCGUGAUGAGGAUGAUUCCGACGACCCCCCUCCAAAGAGGAUCCCCACUUUGCUUGUGUGGCCCCAUGGAGGCAAGUAUAUCUUCGUGGAAGGAUCAUGGGAUCACUGGACAUCAAAGAAAACCGUUCAGAAAUCUGGGAAAGACCACACCAUCCUGUUAGAGCUUCCAUCAGGAGUGUACCGGUACAGAUUCAUCGUCGACGGAGAAAGAAGAUACCUCCCCGAUCUUCCCUGUGAGACCGACAACGUGGGCAACAUCGUGAACCUUCUCGACGUCAAUGACUUUGUGCCGGAAAGCGUGGAGAGCGUGUCGGAGCUGAUGGCGCCCCCAUCCCCGGACUCGAGCUACAGUUUCCAGAUCCCCGAAGACAAGGAGUUCGCCAAGGAGCCCCCAACCCUGCCGGCGCCGCUCUACCUGGGCGUGCUCAACUCGCGGAGCGCCGAGCCGGAGUGCGCGAGGCCGAGGCACGUGGUGCUGAACCACCUCUACAUCGAGAAGGGGUGGGGCACGCAGCCGCUGGUGGCGCUCGGCCACACCCACCGGUUCCAGUCCAAGUACGUCACCACCGUCCUCUACAAGGCCAUCGAGCGAUAGCGCUAAUGUAGCGCGCGCAUGAAGCCGGCCAUUGCCGCCGAACGGAAGCGAGAGGUUUUUCACCCCUCGUGCCUGCACCGAUCGGAUCGUGCAUGAUUACAUAAACAAGCUGUAAUUUUCAUAUAGAGAUCAUGUUCAUUUUUUUUACCGAGACAACUGCACUCAUUUGCCAAGAAUAAAGUCAGAGUAACACAAGA